UGGGAGAAGAGCUCUGCAGGCGUAGCGUUGUCCGAGCUGGCAGUCCCAGGCAGGGAGAGGAAAGGGCCCCGGCGUGGUUUUAUUGGCCAGAGCUGGUUUCUCCCCCCCCACCACCAUCCAAAAACCCUUCAAAUAAUUUAUGCGCAGGAACUAUUAGUCACAGUGGUUCCAUUUCUCAUAGGAACAAAAGCACAAGGUUCCCCCCCCCCCCGCUUUCCGUCUUUGCGAUGGUUCUUCAGCGAUUCUGAAACCAGGGAUGGGCCUGUGCCCUUUCCGAGGCAUUGCGAAUGCAUCUUCAUCUUGACACCAGAAGGUUUCCCUAGAAGGGGUCUAUUCUUAGCUCUGGAUCUCGCAAGCAACUCAGCCGAGUCAGGCCCUGGCUCGGCCCAGGCUUGCCUUGAUUUAGCGCCUAAAAUAUCAUGCUCCUGUUUCUUAAAAGCAAGCUUGCAAUCCCUAAAUGGCUCGGGGGGCCAGCUGUGGGAAUGCAACAUCUCUAGAAAAUGCAGCAAAUCUGGCUGCCUGCAGGGCCAAGCGGCUGUCUGAUCGAUGGCUCUGUCUCAAAGCCAGUUCUGUUUUCAGCACACCAGGAAAUGGGUGCAGGUUCUUUCCUGAGCACAAGGAGGACUUGGGUGGCUUUGGACUCACGUAGAUUGGCCCACUGCCCCCUCCAAGUCCACCCCCUUGCCCGGGGGCUUCCCUGGGGUAGGAUCCCCUUCCCUGUUUACAGCCUCCCUUAACGGGUCCUUAACUGGAGCCAGGGCUGCAUCUCAGGCUCUUCCGUGGCAGCAAGCUUUGCAAUCAUAUUGCCACUGAGCAUGUGCAGAGUGCAUUGCUCCACUACUGAAGGCCCGUCUCUGGAAUUAUAAGGGGACGAGGCUCCCAGGAAGAUGGCUUCGGGGAAUUGUUGGACUGGAAUGUUCAUAGCUGCGUUUCAGAUGAAAGUUGCAUGUUUGUCAGGUAGACGGUGGGAUGUGCUGUAUUUUAAGCAAAGAAGCCCUGAGCAGAACUCUCUCUCUGCUCUGCAAUUCCCCACUCCUAGUACUCCUUCAUGAUACUCCUCCCCCUCUUGCACACUCACUUGUGCACUCUGGGCCUGGCACAAUGCUGGUGGACAGUUCAUUGUGACAUUGGCUGUAGGAGCCUCGUGCAUCUCGGCAGGGGUUGGAAAAAAUAGGCUGAACGGACGUGGGAGAGGCGUGGGGGAGUAGAGAAGCCGACCAAAUAAAGCCACCGUGAGUCACAGCAGGUCUUCCACACUGCGCAGCUGAAACCGCAGCUGCAGAUGAGGCUGGAGGAGCCAUUGGAACCUUCCACCUCAUGGCCUCCUCGUCGUCCAGAUCCUGCAGCCGUUGAUGGCAAAUGGCUUCAUGCAGAGGCCUGUAGGCUCUUCCACCAUCGGACGCUUCAGACCACAAGCCUGAGAGGACGGUUCGAGGCGUUGCUGCUGAGCUUCCCUUCUGCCUUCAGUUGCAACAUUGCCACCUUGCCUGUGGUUUCCCCACAGCAGGAGCGGGAAGCGGAGGCGACAGGGGCCGUCCUGUGAAGCUGCCCUGGGGUGCUGCUUUGGCCUGAGGUCUCCCGAGGCACAGUAGCCACCUCCCAACAGGGACGUGGUCCACCAGGGGCCCUGCCUUUGCGGUGGGAAGCAAGGAGAGAGCCCUUUGGCUUGAUGUCGUGACUCUGGCGGCUGAACUUCCUCUCUCCCCCCGCCCCGCCACCCUGCCGAAUUGCGGAAGGAAGUUUCAGCUGAACUCCUACCAGCGCCGAGUGCUGGGUAGCAGGCACACCUAAUGCCCACAGGACCCCUCCGGCUCCGAAAAGGGCACCUCUUGGAUGACACCAUGGACCAAGACGUCUCGGAGAUGCUGGAGGUCUUCUGGACAGGGCCGCUGGUCACCUGGAUGCAGACCCUGGAGGAGAGUCUGCUGGAAUCGGGCAGCCCCCUUUCCCCGAAGAAGAAGGAGGAGAAGAGAUCCGAGGGCCCCCAGGAGUAUUUCCUCAGACUGGCCAGGGGAGACCUCCUCAUCCACAUCAUGGAGAGGCUAGACCUGAUUCCCGGGGGGACACGCUGGCCGUGGGGUGAGCAAAGCGAUGAAGCACACCGGCUCCAAAGACUGCAGACAGUCUUGCAGAAACUGCAGGGUUUCUACCAGGAUGUCCUGCAACAACUGAUUCUGACCAUGCCUCCGAAUGUACACCUCUUGGCCAGGGAUCCCCUCACAGCCCAGGCCGUAGGGGAGAUGAAGAAGCUACUCCUGCUUUUGCUGGGAAGUGCCGUCCAGUGCGAACGGCGAGACAAGGUCAUUGCCCACAUCCAGACGCUGGACCUCGGCACCCAGGCCGCCCUAGCUGCUGCUAUCCAACAGGUCACCCAGGAGCCGGAGAACGUGCUGAGGCUGCAGUGGAAGGAGUCGGGGCCCUCCGAGGCGGAGCAGCUCCUGCAGAUCGUGGUCUCUCGGGUCGGGGCGCUGGUGCACGAGCGAGACGGAGUCCUGGAGCAAUUGUGGGCGCUGCAGCAGCAGGAACCAGGAGCCCCCCGAGACCCCCCACCGGAGACCCACCGGCAGCAUCUCGGGGUCCAGCUGGCAGAAGCCCGGGCCCAGGUGUGGCGUCUGCAGCAGGAGCUGGCAGAGAAGGUGGAAGAGCUGCUGGACCAGCAGGACGAACUCAAGGAUUUGGAGGGGCAGUUUCAGAAGACGCGGCAGGAGAACCGGACCCUGGCUGGCGAGGCCCGCUUGGCUGGGCUGUACCGGGACGAACUGGACGCCUUGCGGGAGAAGGCGCUGCGGACCGACCGGCUUCAGGCGGAGCUGACGGCCCUCCGGGAGCGGCUGCCCUCGUGGGAGCAGUGCCGGGUCCAGCUGCAGGAGGAGCGGGAGUUUUCCCAGGCCCUGCUGGAGACGAAGGCCGUGCUGGAGGGGCAGCUGGAGGCCGCUCGGGCCCGGGGCCACCGCCUGAGCCAGCUGGAGAAAGAGAAGCGGCAGCUGCAGAGCUGCCUCCACCGGGCCCAGGAGGAACGGGAGCAGCUGUGCCGCCAGACGGAGGAGCUGCUGCGAGAGAACCUGGUGCUGGAGAGACAGCUGAGGCGAAGUUUGGGGGAGCCCCUCGAUGUCCUCCGAGCUGAAGAACUGGAAACAGACUGGAUCCCAAAUGAGCUUUCCGAAGAGCCCGUUUUGCUGAACUGCGAGGUGGGAGAGGCCGGCCGGCUGCUCUCCCUGGAGAGGGAGAACCAGGCGCUCCGCAGGAAGCUUCAGGAAGCACUGGAGGACCCCGGCCAGCCUGGGAGUGCGGGGCUGGAACCCCAGGAGGCUGCCCCAGAGAGCCGGCCGCCGGAAGCCGGAGAAGCCGGAGAAGGAGCAGAGGCCUCGGAGCGCCAGGAGCGGGGGCCAGAGGGCCAGGACGGGGCCCCCGAGCGCCAGGCCCUGGAGGAAGCGGCCCAGGCCCUGGGGGCCGCCCUGCGGGAGGCCGAGCUGCAGCAGGAGGCCGAGUCCCACCGAGCGGCCGCCCUGGAGGAGCGGCUGAGGGGCCUGCAGGAGGUCCAGGCCGAGGCCCUGCAGCAGCGCGAGCGGGAGGCCGCACGGCACCAGCAGGAGGCCGCGCAGCUGCUGGAGGAAGUCCAGGCCUUGGAGCGGGAGCGGGAGGCCCUGCGGGCCGGAGCCCAGGCCCUGCAGGCAGCAGCCACCCGGGCGGAGCUGGAGCUGGGGGAAGCCCGGCGGGCCCUGCAGGGCGAGCGGCUGGAGGGGGCCCGGCUGGCCCAGAGGGCCCGCCAGGCGGAGGAGGAGCUGCGCGAGGCCCGGCGGGAGCUGGAGAGCCUGCAGCGCGGGCUGGAGCAGCACAAGGUGGCCCUGGCCCAGCUGCAGGCCGAGAAGGGGGCCCUGGAGGAGGCCCUGGGCCGGGCGGAGGCCCAGCGGCGCCAGCUGGACAAGGACGGGCGGCGUCUCCAGGCCCAGGCCCAGGAGGAGGCCCUGGCGGCCCAGGGGCUGCGCCUGGCCCAGCUCGAGGCCCAGAGCCGGCAGCAGGCGACGGAGCUGAGCACCCUCCAGGAGGCCUCCCAGCGCCUCGGGGAGCAGGAGCGCCAGAACGCCGGCCUGAGGGAGCAGCUGGACGCCCAGGGCCGGGCCGUGGCCAUCGCCAAGGAGGAGCUCCAGAGGGAGAAGGGCAAGGCGGAAGAGAGGGAGGCCACCCUGGCUCAGCUGAGGGAGCAGCUGCUAAAGAAGGAAGAGCAUCUCAAAGAAGCGAUGCAGACCAGGUGCGGCCAGCAGCAAACCCAGGAAGAGCCAGAGGGACUCUCCCCGGGGAAGAAGCUGGCCGAGGACAACAGCGCGCUCAGAAGGCAGCUGGAGGAACUGCGCGCCCUCAACCAGCAGCUCACAAGCGGCCUUCGCCAGGCAAAGAGCAGCGCAGCUCUUCCGCGGUCCCCCGAGGAGCCCUCCGUCAGCUGGGGCACCGAGGGGCAGGGCAGACCCGACCCCCAGCUGCUGCCGCCCCUCCAGGCUGAUGCCAGGCGCGAGGCCCUGAGUGCGAGACUCAUCGAAGUGGAACGGCAGAACGCCACUCUGCAGGCCGAGAAGUCGGCCCUCACGGCGCGCCUCGGCCAGCUGGAGGGGCAGGUCGGCGACCUGCAAGGGAGGCUGCAGGAUCUGCAGAGCCAAAGCGCCCGGGAGAAGGAAGAGAGCCGGACGUGGCUGGCCCAGAACAGCACUCUGCAGGCAGAGGCGGCGGCCCUGCGUUCCCAGCAGGCAUCGCUGGACACGCAGGUCUCGGAGCUGCGGCAGAGGCUGGCCAGCCUGGAGGCAGAGGCCCGGGGGGCCCAGCAGGAGCGGGAGGGCUGGCGGGAGCGCUACGCGGCCUUGCUGCGGGACCACGACCGGCUGGCGCUGCUGCACGAGCGUCAGGGAGUCGACCUGGAGGGGCUGCUGGGGAAGCACGCCGGCCUCAAGGGGGCGCUGCGCGGCCUGGAGCAGGAGCACCGCGAACUGCAGGGCAGGCACAGCCAGCUCUUGGGGCAGAAGGCCGGCCUGGAGCAGCAAGAGCAGGCGCUGCGGAAGCAGACGCAGCUGUUGGAGGGGGCCGAGGGCAGCCACCGGCAGCUGACAGAGCAGCACGGCCAGCUGAAGGAGGACCACGAGCGGCUGAAGCAGACGCUGGCGCAGACGGAGCGGGCCCUGGACGACCUCCAGGGAGAACUUCAGAGCUCGAGGAACCGGGUGACGAGCCUGCAGCUGGAGCAGGCCAGGCUGGAGGCAGAGAGCUCAGCCCUGAAGGAGCAGAACCAGCAGCUGGAUGCCACCCUGGGGCGCCUCAGCACCCAGUGCGAACUCCUGGCCCAGCUGAAGGGGAACCAGGAGGAGGAGAACCGGCACCUUCUGGACGAAAUCCAGGCGCUGAGCCGGGAGAACAGGCGCCUGCUGGAGCGCAGCAUGGAGAGCCGCGAGCACUUCCAGGAGGAGCAGCGCCAAUACCUGGACAAGCUGGGGGAGCUGCGUCGGGAGAAGCAGAAACUGGUGGAGAAGAUCAUGGACCAGUACAGAGUGCUGGAACCAGCCCUUCCUCGUGGCAAGAAGAGUAACUGGAUCACGGAGAAAAUAAGGAAGCUGAUGAAACCGCGGCGGGAGGCCCCCCACGAACAGCUGCGCCCCAUGGCCGAGGGGGCUGGCAGCAGUGAAAGCCUCACGGAGCAAGAAGGCCCCCGGUCUGAGGGGGCAGUUCGCAGCACUCCUGGCUCGCCGCUGCCCCUGCCCAAAGCGAGCAGCACCCUCAGCCUCGUGGACAGCCAACAGAUGCAGCUUCGCCGGCACCGGCUGAGCUCCCGCCUGCCGGCGCUGGAACCGUCCGGGGAAGGAGACGGGCUAGCGACGCCCCGCCAGCGCUUCCGCCAGCGCCGGCUGGGCAUGCUGGGGGGCUCCCGCGAAGAGGCUGCUGUGGCUGGUGCCGAGUGGGAAGUCCCCAGCCAGAUGCCCAGCAGCAGCCGGGAGGAGAGAGGACCACCACUGGGUGAGGAGGAGCCGGCCUCACAGUGCCCCCUGUGAUGUUUCGGAGGGGGUCUCCACUCAGACCGACAGCAGUUGCACUGCAAGGACGGAGAUCUGCUGCUUCUGCGCCCCAACAGGGAACGAAAUCUCCUUCCGAGGGACGCAUCGGUGCUUGAGAACGUAAGAAGAGCCCUGUGGAUGGGACCACGGUGUAGUUGGUCCGGCACCCUGUUUCCCACAGUGGUCAGCCAGGUGGCCCACUCAGGUAGAAGCUCACAAGCAGGACAGGAAGGUACCAAUCGCCCCAAAUUAUCAGGCAGUUGGAGAUAGGGUGCUCCUGAAUCAGGAGGUUCUAUCUAUCCCAGCUAAUGUCUACAGAUAGCCCUCUCCUCCUCCUCCUCCUCCUCCUCCUCCAGAAAUGUGUCUGUUCCUUCCUUAAAGCCAGACAACUUACUUGGCCGUCGCCACAUCUUGUGGCAGGGAGUUCCCUUGUCUGGAACCCUGGAGAGCUGGAGGAGAGAGUGCUGCAUGCAUGAAUGGUCUAAGGGAGCUUCCUGUUGGGGGCAGACUUAGAGCUCAGCGGCAGGCCAGCUGCACUGCAUGCUGAACGACUUGGGGUUUAUGGGGCAGCCCCACACGUUUACUAUUCCCUCCUGGCUCUCCUCGCUUUCACAGCAGCCCUCCGGCGGGGGACAGUUUUGCCGUUUAGUUGUGUAUUUAAAAAUAAAUCUAUUUAUCAA
Hemicordylus capensis (graceful crag lizard) is the source of this 6712-nucleotide messenger RNA. RefSeq names its product coiled-coil domain containing 88B (gene CCDC88B). The record is from RefSeq and is a predicted model, not a curated record. NCBI's taxonomy places the organism in Eukaryota, Metazoa, Chordata, Lepidosauria, Squamata, Cordylidae. The transcript has 25 exons. Gene Ontology annotation, cellular component: cytoplasm; centrosome. Gene Ontology annotation, biological process: cytoskeleton-dependent intracellular transport; cytoplasmic microtubule organization. Gene Ontology annotation, molecular function: microtubule binding; dynein light intermediate chain binding. Bases 1791 to 6029 code for a protein of 1412 amino acids.